Caretta caretta (loggerhead turtle) is the source of this 3028-nucleotide messenger RNA. It is a transcript of the gene MYZAP, whose product is annotated as myocardial zonula adherens protein. Lineage: Eukaryota; Metazoa; Chordata; Testudines; Cheloniidae. The record is from RefSeq and is a predicted model, not a curated record. Gene Ontology annotation, biological process: intracellular signal transduction; transcription elongation by RNA polymerase II. Gene Ontology annotation, cellular component: nucleus; intracellular anatomical structure; I band. Gene Ontology annotation, molecular function: transcription elongation factor activity.
UGCUGGCCCCGGCCGGAGCGGGGCGGCUGGGCCCGGCGCCAGUCACUGAGGGGGAAGGCGGCGAAGGAGGAUGCUGCGCUACAGCUCCGCGCUCACCAUCACCACCACCGUCCCCAGGCCGCCCGCCGGCGGCAGCGACCCCGGCGAGAAGCGGAUGAAUGUCUGUAGAUUACGCCUAACAGUGCCACCUGAUGAAGGCUCAUUUUCUGAACAAGGAGCAAAUAAACCGGAAAGAACAAAAAAACAACCCUACCAUGUACCGAAUGGAAUGUCUACAGGGAAGUUCUCUGAUGGCAUGGUGUAUGGUGUGGUGCACAGGACUGACAAUAACCAUAAGAAAGAAAUGGUGGUUUAUGGGUGGUCAGCUAAUCAGCUGAAAGAAGAGAUGAAUUACAUUAAAGAUGUGAGAGCAACUUUGGAAAAAGUAAGAAAGAAAAUGUAUGGAGAGUAUGGUGAAAUGAAACGGAAAAUACAGCAACUUACAAAUGAAUUGACAAUAACAAAUGUUGAAAAAGAAUCCUUACAGAGUCAUAUGCAAGUGCAGGCUGCAGCCUUGGAUAGCUUCAGUGAAAUGAACAGCUCCUUGACAUCGGCAUCAAUUGAGUUGCAGAAAACUUUAGUGGAUGUUAGUUUGGAGAACACAGAUAUAAGGGAUCAAAUAAGGAAUUUAAAACACACACAUGAGCAGUCCAUGGAAAAACUGAAAGAAAAGCAAAAACAGCUGGAAACAGCCCAAGUUGAAAAUCAGCUACUGAAACUAAAGGUAGAAUGCUCUCAAGAAGCCAAUGCUGAUGUAAUGAGAGAGAUGACCAGAAGACUGUACAGCCAGUAUGAAGAAAAACUACAAGAAGAAGAACAGAAACAUAUAGCUGAGAAAGAAACUCUAAUAGCAGAAACAAAUAGACUUCUGAAGGCCAUUGAGGAGGCAAAUAAGAAGAUGCAAAUUACAGAGACAAGUAUACAGGAAAAAGACGAGAGGAUUGGAGAGCUGGAUCGGUUCAUUCAGCGCAUGGAAGAGGAACGCCACCAGCUACAAAAACAACUGGUACAACAUGAAAUCCAGAUAUCUGGAGCAAAAUCUCAAACCCAUUCAGACAGACAGAGGUCACAGCAUCUGGAAGAUGUUGCAGCUGGUCUUAGAGAACGAAUCAAACAUCUGGAUGACAUGGUCCAUUGCCAACAGAAGAAAGUCAAACAUAUGGUUGAAGAGAUCGAAAUACUAAAGAAAAAGAUCAAGCAAAAGGAAUUGUUUAUAAUGCAGCUUCUAGAAAAAAUCUCUUUCCUAGAAUGUGAGAAUAAAGAAUUACAAGACAGGUUGGACUACUUAAUGGAAACCCAGCCAAGGACUAAUGUAGAAACAAGAGAGAUCGGAGUAGGAUGUGAUCUUCCAUCCAGGACAUUUAUUUAUAGACUUCCAGAUAAAGGUAAAAAGAUCUCUGAUUUUGUUGAAAAGCUGAAGCUUGCCAUAGCACAGCAGGAAGAAUUAAGGAGGACAACUGAACUGUUGUCUGUUGUUAGACUGGAGUUUCAGACAAAACAAGAGGCGAUUAAUACAAACAAGCAAAGAGUUGCCCUGAGUGAGAACAAAUCAACAUAUAAAGUUUUCUCAUCUAUUUAUGAAAACUCUGCUACUCUUGUAAACAAAACUUCUACAACUAUUUUGCAAGACAAGGAAGCUGAAUGUACCGAGAAAAGAGACACACGUACAGCUUCUUCAAAGGGCCACAAAAAACUUAAUCAAAUAGAGAGUAUGAUAGAAGACCAUGCAAAAUCUCACGAAAGUGAAUCCAAUUUAAAUUCAUCCACAAUCAGCCUGAUGAAAAUUGAUCAGCAGAUACCUAAAUACAGUUCUCUGGGUGAAACAGAAAGUCCAGUGGAUGCUUCAGGCAGCAGUGGUGAUGUGCUGGUAGAUGCCUUUGAAAGAGUUGCAGUUGGAGAUGGGAAUAACAAUGAAAGAAAAUCAGAAAAAGAACAGAACAUUGCUAAAUUUAAGAAGAAUCCCUUUGGAAGCUUUCCCACCGUGGCAUCAAAAAAGCCACAUUAUAUUGAAGUUCUAGAAUCAAGAGCUAAGAACCCAAGAGCUAAAAAUAAAUUUAAAACCAACGUAUUACCAGCUGAGUGGAGUGGCUCAUCUCAUGAUUCCUCACCUAGUCGUUCACCUAGGAGACUUGGAUCUUCAAUUUCCGAAGAAGAAAGACGUCUUAGAGAUAAGAAACAUCUGGAUGACAUCACAGCAGCCCGGCUGCCACCACUUCAUCAUGCACCUACCCAACUGUUAUCUGUAGAAGAAUCAGUAGCACUUCAGACACAGCAAAAAGAAAUAUAUGAGGAAAUGCAAGCAAAACUUGCCGCACAAAAACUAGCAGAAAGGUUGAAUAUUAAAAUGGUCAGGUAUGAACCUGAGGAGGAAACUUCAAUGAAAUACAGAGAAGUGAGGGAUGAGGAAGACUACCAUUCAUUGGAAGACUGAGUUCAAAAAGGAAAAUAUCUGGCAAUGGACAGUGUAAUUGAUCUCUUGCGCUAUCCUUUUAAAAACUCGAUAACCAGGAUUCUUGGCCUUGUAGAUUGUUGUGUUUGCUAGAGGAGAUGUGGCACUGCAGCUCUGGGAAGGGAUUAAUAGUUUGAGUACAAAUGAUAUUGGUGUUUGUGGCCUGAUUUUCAUAUGCAGAGUGUGUGCUCAGUGCCUCUGAAAAUUGCCCAUUGGGCUUCAUAUAGCUCAGCUAAAGUAGCUGUUCAAGCAGUGACAGAGUGUCUACAAGAAGAUGGUUAUAGUUGGAGGGAAAAUGAACGUAAAAGGAAUAAUAUAUUUUUCCACCCUUAAACCUAUUGUGAAUAGAUAAGAACUCUGAGUUAUAAAAUAACUUAAAUCCUCUUCAGGCUCUAAGGGACAUUCUCUCCAGUUAUGGUGAUCCUUUUUAAGCAAAUCUAACGAUUUAAUUAAUUUGAAGACUAAUAUUUUCUAUUAAAGGCCUUGGUGUUCUUUUUCUUCAUACUAUUUUUGUACAUUGAUUAAACUUUUGGAAUACUA